Molecule: messenger RNA, 1141 nt
Organism: Durusdinium trenchii
Lineage: Eukaryota; Dinophyceae; Suessiales; Symbiodiniaceae
Source: the annotation of a GenBank genome assembly
UUCCGAUCGGAGCAUUUCUGAGCUCAAGGCUUCGAAAACGUCCUUAGAUCUGAUCCUUUGCAAGUGCUUAGAUCCUUGCAACCAAUGUGGUGCUGCGUUGAGAAAGAUGACGGCACUCGAAUGGAGGACUCGAUUGUGAACUCAGUUUCUGCUUUGCCAGAGACUGGGAAUGGUCAGGGAAAGGAAGCCAAAGAGGUAGCAACUCAGUUGCCGCCAGCGAAAUCCGUCGAACCGGUGAAAGCAAAGCCAGCAACACCUGUGGUGCCAGCGAAGCCUGACUUUGGUGCCUUCAGCUUGCUGAUUCCCACGAGGGAUUUUGCAUCCCUCGGAUUGGUUCUUGAUACAACCAGCGAUUCCAGACCGAUGAUCACGGAGGUGAAACCUGGUGCCGUCCGGAAGUUCAAUGAGCUCAAUCCAAGCCAGAGCAUCAUGCCAUACGAUGUGAUCUUAGCCCUUGAUGAAGCAACCAGUGUGAAAGAGAUUGGUGAAAAGUUGAGUUCGGCAGAGUUCCCCACCGCCAUGGCUAUGAAGUUGAGUCGGCCCCGGCGACUUCCAGUGCACCUGUGCAAGAUCAAGAAAGCCGAGAGCCUUGGGGUGAAGUUGGAAUACCGCGAUGAUUCCAUGGGGGUCGUGAUCCAACAGCUGAACACUCACGGCUUGCUGCCCCGAUGGAACGCCGAGAAUCUCAAGGAUGCCGUGGGAGCAGGGGACCGGAUCAUCGCGGUGAACGGAAAACGAGCUUCGAGCCCAGAGAUCGUGGAGAUGAUCAAAGAGGAGAGCAAGUUGGACUUCACUGUACUCAAGUACUGAGCGGGUUUGCCGGGUUGGUCAUGAUCUCGCCCUGGCCAAUGAGGCCUCAUAUGGCCUGAUUGUUGUGGCUUUGGCCAUGACAUGCCAGGACAAGAACAGGCUUCCUCAACUGGCUUUCAGAAGCCUUAUUUUAAGGACCCCGGACCCCUCAAUUUCUGUGCACUUUUGCACUUUACGCCAUUUGCAUGGUGAUAUGCUCAUGCAGUUCCAAAGGUAUCAUGAGACACCGUGCUGCUUGCUUUGCAAAAGCAUAGACCGGCAAAGACUUGACGUUGCAGUUUCCACAAAAAAGGUCAAGCAGAGCUUUCCAUGAUGUUCCCUCCAUUUGCGC